UUUGCAGAGAGGCACAGAAACAAAAAGUACACUGAAAAGGGCAAAGCCUGAAGAAGAUUACCCUGGAAUAUCUGAGGAGCAAGCUGGAGCCAGAUCUGAACCAUCUACAUUUAAUAAUGGGUGGAGGACAGGAAAUAUAAGAGAGGUCGAAGAGGAGUAAGUCCACUGCUCCUCCUCUCUUUGACAGAGUUGAUCCUUGGAAAUCACACUUAUCAGCUCAACACCUGGAAAGAAGGCAGAGAAACUCAGUCAGUGAGAGAGAGCUGAAAAUACUUAUCUGUAGAACUGGGGGGAGCAGAAGGCUCCUGCUGAGAGGUCGGUCAUGAGGCAUAAGAAAAGCAAGGAUAAGGAAGGCAUGCCCCAAACACUGAGUCCUACCAGUAUGUUUACCCCUUGUGGCUUCAGCCCUCAUCUACAUACUUCAAAAGAAGGUGAACAAGGAGGACUGAUCUUCCAGGAUGGGAACCUUACCUCAGCAUCUCUGGAUGCCCUAAUCCAGCAUCUGAUACCUACCACUGAUUACUACCCUGAAAAAGCCUAUAUCUUUACAUUCCUGCUGAGUUCCAGACUCUUCAUCGAGCCCCAUGAGCUUCUGUCCCGAGUUUGCCACAAGUGCAUUGAGCAGCAGCGGCUGGAUGACCCCGUGCUGGACAAGGCUCGAAUCAGAAAAUUUGGACCCAAAAUCCUACAGCUGUUGACAGAGUGGACAGAGACAUUCCCGUAUGACUUCCAGGAGGAGCGGAUGAUUGGCCAUCUGAAAGAUAUGAUUCACAGGAUAGCCCCGUGUGAUGAGGCUUACUGGAAAAAGAUGAAUCAGCUUUUGCAAGCCCUUAAUCAGAAGCUUGCAACCCUCAGCCAUGGGCAAGAAGGGAUUGUCAAGAUCAGUACUGCUGUGUCUGAUAAGCUGGUUGCCUUUAAAACUAAACCUCCAUCAAUUCAGAGAGAAAUCCUGAGUGUCUGCAGUGACCCUUACACCCUGGCUCAGCAGCUGACACACGUGGAGCUGGAAAGACUAAGUCACAUUGGACCUGAGGAGUUUGUGCAGGCAUUUGUACACAAGGACCCUCUGGAUGGCACCAAGACUUGUUUCAGUGAGCAGAAGAAGACAAGUAACCUUGAGGCCUAUGUGAAAUGGUUCAAUAGACUCUGCUAUCUCGUAGCAACAGAAAUUUGUAUGCCUGCAAAAAAGAAGCAGCGAGCACAAGUCAUCGAAUUCUUCAUUGACGUUGCCCGAGAGUGCUUUAACAUUGGGAAUUUUAAUUCACUGAUGGCAAUCAUUUCUGGAAUGAAUAUGAGUCCAGUUUCCAGGCUAAAGAAGACUUGGUCAAAAGUGAAAACAGCCAAAUUUUUCAUUCUCGAGCACCAGAUGGACCCUACAGGCAACUUCUACAACUACCGGACGGCGCUGCGGGGGGCUGCCCACAGGUCCCUGACUGCUCACAGCAACAGGGAGAAGAUUGUGAUCCCCUUCUUCAGCCUAUUGAUCAAAGAUAUUUAUUUUUUGAAUGAGGGAUGUGCUAAUCGCCUUCCAAAUGGACACGUCAACUUUGAAAAAUUUCUGGAACUGGCUAAGCAAGUAGGAGAAUUUAUAACAUGGAAGCAAGUGGAGUGUCCAUUUGAGCAAGACCCUAACAUCAUCCACUACUUGCACACUGCUCCCAUUUUUACUGAGGAUGGUUUAUAUCUGGCUUCCUAUGAAAGUGAAAGUCCGGAAAACCAGACAGAAAAAGACAGGUGGAAAUCCUUAAGAUCCACUAUUUUAGGAAAGACUUGAAGAUUGAGAGAUUAUUGCAGUAGGUCAAGGAAAAGAAAUCAGCAAACAUUUUGCACUACUGAUUCCAAAGAUGCCUGUUUGGGAUUUAGAAAAUUUUUUUUUGUUUGAGUUUUUUUGUUGGAUUUUUUUUUUUUGACUGUCUAACAUGAUGGAUGAACUGGAUUCAUCCACUGAAAUCAACAGAACUGUGUGCACAAUGAUGCUUCUCUAACUAUGAGACAGAGAGAGGACGGACAAACAGACUAUUUGUGGCUGUGCCCAAACUGCAUCAGGAUCACUGUAAUUUUGCCUCUGAAGGAAAAUGCAAGAAAACCAGGAGCAGGGAGAAUCACGGUACUGCAACAGAGAAGCAAAAAUACACAAGAGUAUUUCAGAAGCAGGUGCUUCAGACAGCAGUUCUUUAACCUCUGAGGAUUGUAAAAUUAAAUCAAAGACAGACAACAGCAAUCUGGUUAAUUGCUGAAUGAAGAAAAGAAACUGAGUCUUGCAUUAGCAGUCCCCCAGCCUUGUUGAACAAAGCACCGACUGCUGCAGGUUUGAGCUUGCAGGGACGAGGCUGACAGCGCUCACACGUGUGUCACAGAGGCCAGGUCGGGACCGGCGUGCUGAGCCGGUUCGGGCAGAGCCUGGAGCGUCACUCCCGCUGGUUAAUCCUCCCUCCUCUCUUGUUGCUUUCCUUACUGUGAAUCUGGGCCGGUCUGAGGAGGGCACAGAGGUUGAUGGUGCUGCUUAUGACACCCCCACCACCUCUGAGGUUGAAUGAAGAAGCAAAUGACUCUGGACUCAACUUACCUCUAUUUAAUGUAUGUAGUGUAUUCCCUAAAUUUACUGAUGCCGAGUUGCAUCUUUUAAGGGGUUUUAUCACACUCAAAGAAAAAAGGUACUGCAUUACCAUUUGUAUCAGGUUCCAAUUAACACAGUACUGUUUAUUUUGUAACACAAUACUUAGGAGAUUGGGGAGUAAUUGCUCUGAACUGGGGAACUACAUGGUAUGCUUUAAAAGGACAAAGGGUUCCAGACUGGAAUGAACGCAUAAAGAAUUUGUCAUUCAUGAGCAGAUAACCAUUUUUGUCUUUUUUACUUUUAGGAUGUAAAGUUCACCAUUUCCUUACAGAUAACAUGAAACAGGGGCUAUGUCUUGUGUUUAAGGUUGUACAAUAUCAAGGUGCUACUGUAAGAGAUACAUUAAAUGAUAGUGAACUAUAUUAGAUUCAAAACUAAGCCCUAACAGUAGACUUAUUGUCUGUGUGUUGAAGGAAUGUCCCUAACUGCCCCAGAAAAUAUCUCAAAAAGCUUAAAUGAAACCUAAAUGUCACAUCAUACUGAACUUUUACUGACUUGGUGCUACCUUUUCAGAUGUUCCUACAACAGAAGGAUGUAACCCUUUCAUUGAAAUCAGUAAUAGUUUUAUUUCAGCACAGAGUGAUUCCAAGUGGCUGUAGUGUUUUGAAAAAUUAGGGUAAUCACAAAACCUGGCUGUGUUGGCCUAUUCACCCAGAAAACUGGAAGUGUUCCUGCCUUCUGCCAGGCCUCUGAGUGCCUGAGUGAGCUGUUGACCUGGAGAGAUGGCAGGCUGGUGUUUGAGGGCAGCAACCUGAGAAUGCCCUAUGUGGUGCAUUCAGGUUUGAGAUGUCUGCAGAGCAGUUCUGUGUGGGGCCAUGGCCUGUGGGAGCCCAGUCUGGCUCACUGAAUCCACUUGUGCUUGCUGAGCUGAGCAGGAUGGAUUCUUCUGGGUUUGCAAACAGGGCUUGAAGCAGAACUUCAGAUCUCCUUUUCCUGUAGAUCUAUCAGCAUAUGAAUUCAGACAGGGGGACAUAAAACUCUAAUGUGUUUAUUCAAGCUUUGUAUGGAAGAAUUAAGUGUAAGGAUGGUACAGCAUCAUUGCAGCCAUGGAAUGAUGACUGUUCUGCUGAUACUGUGAAUCUGCUGUUUGUUAAUUUUUGUACAUGAGCUGAGAGCUAUACAGAGAAGCUAUACACAUAUAGCUGUUCCUUCAGGCAGAACCAUUUCCAAAAUGAAGCCAUUAAAAGCCUGUUAAAUUUCAGAUGAAUCCAGAGCAAUAACCAUAAACGUAACUACAACAAUGCUAAUGUUUAAGUGUGUUUGCUAAAUGGUCAUUUUUGUUAUUAUCUGCAUAUUUUUAACAGGCACAGUGUGACUUCACAGUGGAAAUAUGGGGGGUUUGCUUAUCUGAAACCCAGUGCAAGUGGAUGGGCCCUUUCUUAAAACUGCUUUUUAAAAUGGAAAUCCUCACUCCUUUUCUAAUGAGCCACUAGAGAUUGGUACAGAUGAGAUUAUAAGACAGUGACAAUUAAUUAAAAUGUGAUUUUUCAUUAUACUUCCUUAUAUUUUGGGGCACCUUCCAUGAAUUUGGGCAAUUUUGGAAGUACAAGUUCAAUUAGAUCUCCUAAAGUUUAUCACUGUUGCAAACUAAACCAAUUUUGUAGUCCAAAACUUUCAAACCUCAGUGCUUAAAUGGAAGCAUAAAGGUCAGAUUUAGGUGGGUAUUAAGGGCUUAGCGGAACUAUCAGAAGCACUAAAUUAUUCUUUAGCCUUUAUAUAGCCACACAUUUAAAAGGUCCUUUUUCAGAGGUGCUAAACAUCCUCAUCUCUUGGGGAGUAGCACUUUAUGGAGGUGCGUGGCACAUGAAUCUGUAGUAUUUGAUCUCCAGAGACACUCACUGCUCUUUGCAAAAUGACUUGGAGAGUGCAAAACAACUUAAAAUGAGAAGACAGUGCUUUUAAAAAUGGACUUCAGGAACCAUAGCUUGUCUUCACAUAAUUUUGUAGCUAAAUCCUAUUUAAACAGAAACAAUGUAAGCCUUAAAUUGCAGCUGUUGGUUGCAUUUCUAAUCCAUUUUGGCCUAACCAGGGUGAACAGCUCCUGCCUGGCAGGAGCAGGAUUAGAGCCUUGCUUCACCAACAAGCACCAGUGCAACUGAAAACAAAGAAUGACAACUUGGGCAGUUUUCUUUUUCAGAUUUCUUCUGAAAAUAUAUUAAUAUUACAUGAAAGUGAGAACAUAAAUAUGUCAAGUAAUCCAUUUUUCUUGCUAUAAAGGCAUAAAGAACUGCUGCCAUGCUGAAAAGAAAGGAUCACUUCCCACCAAGCACUAAACCACUGUAAGGCAUGCAGUCAUUAGACCAACAUCUAGACAAGUUGCUUGUAGUGAUGUUGUAGCCUAAUUCUGCUUCUUUGAGUGGAUUCACUCCCUGGCAGCUGCUUGAGCUAAUGCUACACAGAGAACAGAGCAAAACUAGACCUGUAGGUCUGCAGUUGUAUCAAACUUGGUAUCAAACCCCUAAGCUGGUAAAGAUGUGAAUAUGACACAGUUUUGCAGAAGAAUUAACUUAGCUUCUGGUAUACGGCAGUAUUUUAAAAGACCCAAAUACAUGAAAUCACUUCUGCUCCUCCUCCAUUGUAAUCAGAAUGGUAGCAAAAGUCCCAUUUUUCCAUUUCUUGAGUGUGCCAUCCUGCAAUACAGGGCUAGGUUAAAGCUCAGUGCAAAGCAAGGAGGGAAUUGUGUGCCUACACACAAUUGUGUGAAGUCAGUAGAUGAACUUGCUCAAUGCCUUUCAAAAGACUCUUAAUCAUACAAUGUAGCCCUCAAUUUCACAUCAGCAUGGAUCACAUUACCGAAUUAAAGGUGAAUGGAUGUAGGGCAGCUGGGCAUGACUAAAUUUUCAGGGCAGAAACUCCAAAUGAAUCAAGCACUCAAGCACUCUAUGCACCAGAAUACCCUGAUUAGACUGUUAUUAUUCCCUCUCUUAGGCAAUGAACACAAUCCUGCUGUACAUCUCUGGAAGCUCCCCAUGUGGAUGGAGCAAACUGUGAUCUCAGCUUCUGCUGAGGUGUCACUUUAAAAAGUGUGGACAGCUGCUAAAGCACUUCAAAUAAGAAACGAUUUAAAUGUAGAGAUACUUUUCUCAGCUUGAGAAUAUUUUAUGAUGUGGUCAGUGGUGAUAAGAUAAUCACUCACUUAAAAUUAAGCCUGUCCCUUCCUGAUAUCUUGGUUAUUUCAUCAUGUUUUAUGGCAAUAGUAUAUGCACCUUUUCUUAAAGCACAUGACUGUAAAUCCAGUUUAGAACAGAACUCAGAUCACUGAAUAUGUAAUUGGAAUCAUUAACUGAAAAGACCUGUUAGUAGAAAAGAUAGGUAUGCAUAUCAAUGUAAAAAUGUUACACAGUUAAUGUCUGGCCUAGCAAUGAUUGUGUUCCAUGGAAUGAGACUGAUUCCAAGCACAGCAAUGUGCCAGAAGAAAAACUCCAAUUAAUUUUGAUGGGCUUUGGAGCAGUCCUGUAGUUAUUAACUGUAAUACAGUUUUUAGUUAUUCAUAGGUAUUAAACUGUAUUGCCAGCUGGUAUAGUCCCUGUGCCAGGUAGAACUCUCAGAUAGGAGAUGCACUUAAUAGGGUGAAAGUCCAGCCUUAGCAAAAGUUUUCUUUGACAUUGUUGUAGUUUCAGCAGCACAUUCAAGGACUAAAUCUCAUCCAAUGAAUUAAUUCAUGCCUGAGAGCAAAAUUUGACUUUCUGGGUUUAAGAACCUUUUUCUCUUUUUAUACUGGUAGAAAUUAGUCAUACUGUCUCAAAUUACUCUCUCAUUGGAAAUUAAACCCCCUUUGAUUGUGAACUGAUUAUUUCCAUUGUUGUAGUUGCAGAAUGGGUUUGGGAGUGACAAGGAAACAAGGAAAAGCCCCUUUGUUACUGCUCAGAAACUCAACUGUAGGCCAAAGAUGUCUUUUCUUUUGUCCUUACUAGCAUUGUUUGUUGAGUGGAAUUCUCUCUGUAGGUGGUGCAGGGCACUCCUGAAGUGUGGCUGGGGAGCAGCACACACAUUGUACCCAGCUCAGGAUGGCAGCACAGGCACCAUCACACACGUGGGGUGAUGGGAUGAUCCUGGACAAAGCUGAGUGUGUUCCCAUCUGAGCUUCACUCUGCUUUGCAAUGCUGGGACACAUCCCUUUGGAGAGAGACUAAGUUCUUGGAAGUUCACCUGAGGCAAAGCCUACUAUACUUCCUUAUCCACCCAACAGAAUGAUUAGAAGAAAAUUCUUUGAACUAAAAGAGGUUUUCUCUAGUGGACUUAGUUGACAGAGAUUUUACAAUCUAUGAAAAAUAAGUAUUUUUAAAAUUAUGAGAAAUACUUUGAUGGUUGUUAACUUUCAUAUUUCACUGCAUAGCAGCAGAGGGAACAAAAUAUCUUCUAUUAAUAUCAAUGGCAGCUGGGCAAGCAAAGGCAGGAAAGAAUACAGUGAAAUACUGGUGCAGAAAAUGUUACCAAUAAUUUUGUUUUAAUAUUAGCUAGAGCGUGUCCCUUCCCCUGAAACCACUGCUCCCUGCUCUGCAGAACAGCUGAACCAAUUACUUUUUUAGAUGGAACAGAUCUGAAGUUUAAUCUGGUUUUUAUUAAUUUCAGUUGCAAUUCUUUCUGCAUAUUUUCAAUAUGCAAAAAAUACUUAGUACACUAAAGCUAAUGCUCAUCCUGCAUUGUUACAUUAUGCAAGUGUAGCUAGGGAGCAAAUAGCUUGUAUGGCUGGUAUUUCAUACACUCUGCAUGGGUGCAAGACCCUGAAACUCAGACUGUAGCCUCAGCUGCAGAAAAAAGCUUAGUAUGAGUGACUCCUGCCCUGCUCCAUGGCCAGCACAGGCUGUAGUGCUGUAAAUUCAGAGUGGCUUGGACUGCUCACUCCUCCCUUGAUGCCUUUCCCUCCACAGAAGUGGUAUUUUGCUCCAUAAACAGCUCUUGUGAAAUGCCAAAGGAACAUUUUUCUAGCUCUCUGCCAUACAAAGGCUCUGUAUUCAUACUCCAGAUCUGUCAUAACAGAAUAGGAAUCUUUCUCUCUUUUCAUCCCCAUGGCUUUAAAACUGCCAGCCCAGAUUAAUAUUGCAGUGUAGCAAUGUUCCCAGGCCUCCUAGAAUGCAGAAGACUUAGGAGUUCAGAGCUCAGGAAUCCUACAAGUUAAAUGUUUGUAAAGGAACCUUCCUUCUAAAAGGUACAAAGCCCCAUCUGAUGGAAUUCUGAACAGAAAAUUCCAUAUUCCAGCUACCUUUCAGAGAAACAUAACUUCUUCAGUGAACUAUUACUGGUCAGUACUAAAUCACUGCUUUCAUUAUUGAAUUAUGCUUCUAAAAUUCCAGUGUUUUUGAAAUGAAUAUAUGAUGGUUUUUUGAUGAUUGGUCUGUGGGCAAACAGAAUAGAGAAAAUGGGGGCUGUAUUUUAGACUGUUGACAUCACCUGUAUUUCUUUAGCAGCCCAAGUUGGGUUAUCACUUACUGUCUGUCCUUGCCUUGAACCAGAAGGAAUUGUUCCAAUACAAUAGUCAAAAUUAUUAAAACUUAGUGAAAGAUGCACACACAGAGCUAUUAAAUUCAAGUGUUUCAAAGUCUGAUUAUUACAAAUGUACAAGUACUUCCCUUAGGGGUCUGUAAAAAAAUCAUUACUAGUACACAACAUAGACGGAAAAUAAAUUAUCCUCUGGGUUUCAGAACUCUUAGCAAGCAUUCGUCAAUUUAUAAAGGUGAAAGAUUGUAUUUUAAGUCUUCUUUUCACUUUUAGCAACAGUGACUAUCAACUAUCUUAAACCUAAACUCCAAGAACAUAUUAUUCUAAAACUAUUAGAAUAAUACUAUUUAGUCACAGACCCAAAAGCACAGAGUAAAAAUGGGUAAGCAGAAUUGUCUUUAUUUUCAAACUGAGAAAUUCAAAGGUUGCAUGACAGGCCCAGGGUUACCUGGGAAGAACAUCCUUUCAAAAAAUUACCCCAAAAAGAUAUCAAAAUUUUAGUUUUACAUUCCUUCUGGUGUUACUCCUUUUUACAACUGUGCUUAGAUAAACAGGAACUAAAUUAUUACUUUGAGUUUUAAAAAGAAUCAAGCUAAGAAAUAAAUAUGGCUUAAAAGAGUGGUAUAUAUUAAUCAUGUGAGUGAUAGCAAUGAGGAACUGUGCUUUUCCUGUAUCUUUUUCAUUAAAUUAAAAAAUUCAUGUUAUGAUUAGCAUUUUCAGGUCAAAUUGAAAUCCCUCUACCAUAGAAUCAUAAAAUUGUAGAAUCAUUAGGUUGGAAAGGAUCUUUAAGAUGAUUGAGUCCAACUUUUAACCCAUCCAUUAUACUCAAACCAUGUAGCUUUGUUAGAAAUUCCCAGAACAAAUACCAACACUUUAUUAAUUCCACAGGCAGGAAACAGUAAAGUUACUUGAAAGUGGCUGUUAUGAUUUUGUGACUGUACAUAGAUCUUGCAAAAUGUUAUUGGUAAUCUGCAUCCUGUAGCCCACAUAAACACUGCGAGAAUAGCAUGGUCAUUGUUACGCUUUAUAGCUGUUGUGGAAAAUGUCUUACCCUGCAUUCAUGCUGAUAGUGCCCAUCCUACUCCCAUGCCUUUUUAUACAGUUGUGGUAAGAUUGUUAUGAAAUCCUUUUGUCAGUCAUGUUCCAGCUAACUUACCUAUGUAUAGAAUUUAUAUAUUAAACCCCCCUAAUUUAUACUGUGUUUUAACAGUUUGCCUGAACUGUCUAUGGUUUCUAAAUUUUGUAAUGUGAGUGUCAAAUAAGAAUAAUAUUAAAAAAAAAAA
Molecule: messenger RNA, 9339 nt
Organism: Oenanthe melanoleuca
Lineage: Eukaryota; Metazoa; Chordata; Aves; Passeriformes; Muscicapidae
Gene: RASGEF1C
Product: RasGEF domain family member 1C
Exons: 14
Coding region: 323-1774 (483 amino acids)
Biological process (GO): Ras protein signal transduction; positive regulation of GTPase activity
Cellular component (GO): plasma membrane
Molecular function (GO): guanyl-nucleotide exchange factor activity
Source: RefSeq, a predicted model, not a curated record